Tuber aestivum (summer truffle) is the source of this 1028-nucleotide messenger RNA. The record is from the annotation of a GenBank genome assembly. Lineage: Eukaryota; Fungi; Ascomycota; Pezizomycetes; Pezizales; Tuberaceae.
AAUCAUCCCAAUCAAACAAAGUAAUCCCACCUGUGAGAGCGAUAUUCAACUUACCAUCACUCGUUCCCGAACCCCGCGCCGUAACCGACGAUCCAAUACGGCAGUCAGUCAAGUCAGUCAAGUCAGUCAGUCAAGCAGGCUGCGCCAUAUGCACCAGGCAUUCGAGAGAAGAAAAGAAAAGAAAAAGAAAAAACUCCCCACCCGACAGGGGUCAGGAAAAGGAUCGAAAAAUGUGAGCAAUUGCAGUUACAGCUAUGACAUGAUAAUCUCCGCAGUCCGCCCCACUCACAGCCAACCAACACUAUCAUCACCUCAGCACUACCGACCGGUACGGUACAGUACUCGAAAACCUAGCAAGCCCCAUAGCUUCGUUCGUUCCUUCGUUUCCCCCCCUUCACAAGACCCGCACCCCGCACCCGCACCCACUGCCAUCAAUCCAGGUUAGACUAAUACCCAUAAGAUUAAAAUGGAAACAUUUACGGUUAACCGCAACUCACGUUGCGCAGCCCUAACUGUCGUAUUACUGUAGCUGCGCCUGUCAGCCGCCUUCCAUGUGCGAAAAAAAAACCCCCGGGAAAUGGAAAAACGAAAAAAUGGAUCGUGAGUUUGGGGCAGGGUGGGUGGUUGUUCUCGGGUGUUAGCAUAGGUGAAAGGAAAGGAAACAAAUUACUUGUUAUUGUAAGGCUGGUAUUAUUGAUAUAAUGUCAUGAUCGCAGUGUUUGAUAAGGUUUCUUUCUUUUUCGUUGAUGGUGCUGGAUUGCACUGUACUGUACUGUACUAGUACAGCGCCUACGUCUCCGCGUGUAUUGUACAGUACUGUAUCGUACUGUUUCUGUAUUGUACAGUACUCGUACUGUACAGUAUUGUGCCUGUACGAUACUUGCGCUAUGCUAUUCUACUCGAGUAUAACAACUUAUAAUAUACUAGUAGCUACUAUACUGUUCAUGUACUGUACGGCAGUGAUGUACUCGUGUACAGUACGUACCAUAACCUAAUACAGCAGCGACGGUAUCAUACCAAGGCGCCCA